CCGGCCCGGCCCUGCGCCGCGCGGCCGGCGGGAGGCGAGCGCUGCACGGAGCGCGGCGGCAGCGCCGCGUGGGGCCGGCUGCGGGGACGCCGCCCUGCUGCACACGGGGCUUUGGCAGACGACGCCGGGAGCCGGCCCGGCUCCGGGCUACGAGCGAGGCCCUGUGCAGCCGGGGAUGCCCCGCGCCGGGCCCGACGGGCACCAGCUCUUCCAGCUCCGCGCCUGGCCCCGCUCGGACCACCCAGCCCGCCCGGCCCGCACCCCCGGCACUGCGUGCUCCUCACCCCUCUCGCUGCCCGGCCUCCUCCGCAGGCAUUUCCUCCGCCAGAGGAUUGUUUUUCUCUCCUGGAAGAGGGCACCGCCGUGGCCCCGGCCGCAGGGGGCUCCGUGGGGGCGGCCAAGCCAGCAGAGGCGCAGCUAUUGGAAACUCACCGCAAGCAUGUGCGAGUGCCCGGGCUCGGCCGGGGAGCGGAGCCUCGCGGGCUCGGCCUGGCCCGGCCACCUGGAGAGCCCCGAGCGCCUCCCACACGCACGGCUCUGUGCCCGGGGGCGCCCGCCGCAGGUCCCCCGAGGUGCCCGUCUCACCCGCGCCCGCCCCCGCACAGGGGCAGCCAUCGCCUAGCAGCUAGUGGGACACGCGAAGCACGAGGAAAAAUGAGCCCAGCUCUUGGCAUUGGCACGGGCUGCUCCGCUGGGCAGCUCUCCUCUCCUCCCCUCGGGGCUCCUCUUCCCGUCGGGGCGGCAAAGGAGCCCCACGAGCAGGGCUGAAGAGGCCGUCAGGGCUCCGCUCUGCCCUGCGGGGCUCCGCGGGACCCUGGCAAAGGGCGGGGGCUGCGGGGCUCUCCCGGCCGGGCCCGGCGCCCGGGAGAAGCAAGGGGCAAGCCCGAGGGAACCUGCCCGGCUCCUCCCGCCUUCAGAGCCCAGGGUGACAGUCAGGGACCGAGGGCUCGUUUUUAGCUUUGAAGCCGCAAACGCCCGUCGGGGGGGUUCUGCCGUGGCUGAAGGGAAACGAGAAGAAGACCCUGUAAGAAGCACUGCUCGCACAUGCACGGGGGUGCAAUCGCCUCCGGCAUGUCUCCCCGGGUGCUUCCGUUCAGCGCCGCGGCGGGCUGGGAACAAGACCCGCCCUGAAGGGCCAGAAACGGGCUCUGGGAAUCCCGUCGGACCAUGCGGACACGGGCAGGGCCGGGAAAGACCCGACCCGAGACGGCGCCCACGGCAACACCGUGCGGGGCCCGGGCCCGCCAGCGCCGCCUCGGACCCGGGCGACGUCUGACCCCGUCCUGAGCCAGGCGAUGGGUCGGGCCCUUUCUAAAGACUCUUGUGAAAAUAAGGCAGCUGGGAAAUGUCCCCGCUUCCGAGCCUCGGCCCAGCUUUGUCUAAUGCGUCUCCCUUCCGUGGGACCCUGCUCACAGCCGGCGCGAGAGCUUUGGGCUCUUCCUUUAGGCAACCCCCCCGCCCCGCAAACUCCCAGCCAGCGCUCGUGCCCCGCGCUCGGCUCUGGGGGUUGUUUUUUGUCAUGAAGGGAUGAGUCACUUUUCCCCAAACCACAACACACACGCGAGUGACUCUAGGAGCGAUCCGCGGAGCGGGGCUGGAAGCGCUGUUUAAGUCUGCAAAGGAAAAGCCGGAGGAGCCGCUGGGGGCCGGGCCACGAGGCACCCGCCAGCCAGGGGAGCGGCGCGGGGCAGCGGCGGGCCCGGUCGGGCCGGGCCGGAGGGGGUUAACCCGCCCGCCUCCCACUCCCUGCAACUUGCCCCACUCGGUCUCAAGAGCAACAUCUGCCAGCUGCGCGGAGCCAAUCAGCGGCCUCCCUGCGCCAGGUCCUGCCCAAUGGGAAGGCGCCGGCCAGGGGCUGUCACUCAUAGGUGAGGAAUGACACCGGGGCUGGGAGAAAAAGGAGGAGAAGGGAAGAGGAAAGAAACAGACAGCGCCGGGGAGGGUCCCGCUCCGCGCCCGCGCCCGCGCCCGCGCCGCCGGGGAUCCAGCUGCUGCAGCUGCCGCCGGGCAGGGCCGGCUCCUAUGGGAGCGCUGCGUGCGAGCAGCACAGCCGAGUCCCUGCAGCUGCUCGGAGCGCGGGAGACGGGGCCGGGGCUGCCGCCGCCGCCGCCUAGGCGGACGAUGAGCUCCCCCAGCUGAAGGAGCCGGACGUGCGGGGCCGGCGCUCGGGCUGCAGUGACUGUCCCCGCCCUGCGGCGCGGCCCCCCGCCGCCGGGGCCCAUGGCUGUGCGCGGCGGCGGCGGCGGCAGCGCCCCGACGCCCUUCUCCAUCCAGGCCAUCCUCAACAAGAAGGAGGAGCGCGCAGGGCGCGCGGGCGGGCGGCUGCCGCCGGCAGGGGGCGCGGCGCCCGCGGGCUGCUGGCGGCUCUUCGGCGGCGCGGGGCUGGCGGCGGCGGACGAGGCGCGGCGGCGGGGCCCGGCGGGCUGGGACUCGGACGAGGCGCUCAGCGACGACCACGAGGGCGAGCGGCGCUCGGAGGAAGACGAGGGCGCGCAGCGGGGGCCGCCCGGCGGCAGCGCCCGGCCCAGGGAGGCUCCGCGCCGGGGCCGGCCCGCGCCCGACGCCGCGCCCCCGGAGCGGGAGGAGGAGCCCCCGGGCCUCAGUGACAGCGAGAUGUCGGCCGGCGUGGCAGCAGAUCGCAGCCCGCGCGAGGAGGAGGACGGCGGCGGCAAGUGCGAGAAGCUGCUGUCGGCCGGGGAGGAGGAGGCGGCGGCCCCCAAGCCGCGGAAGAAGCGCUCCCGCGCCGCCUUCUCCCACGCGCAGGUCUUCGAGCUGGAGCGGCGCUUCAACCACCAGCGCUACCUGUCGGGCCCGGAGCGGGCCGACCUGGCCGCCUCGCUCAAGCUCACCGAGACGCAGGUGAAGAUCUGGUUCCAGAACCGGCGCUACAAGACCAAGCGGCGCCAGAUGGCCGCAGACCUGCUGGCCUCGGCCCCCGCCGCCAAGAAAGUGGCGGUGAAGGUGCUGGUGCGGGACGAUCAGAGACAGUAUCACCCGGGGGAGGUGCUGCGGCCGCCCUCGCUGCUCUCGCUGCAGCCCUCCUACUACUACCCUUACUACUGCCUGCCCGGCUGGGCGCUCUCCACCUGCGCGGCCGCGGCCGGCACCCAGUGACCCGCUCUCGGACUACGCGCCUCGGACAGUAUUUAUUAUGAUUAUUUUAUUACGACUAUUUUUAUUAUUAUUAUUAUUAUUAUUAUUAUUGGGGCGGGUUGUUUGUCUCCCUUCUCCCGCGCCCUCCUGCCGAGUUUGCAAGCCACCCCCCUCCCCCAAGCCGAGGACUGGCCACGCCGCCCGCGGGAUCCGUGUUGCCCAGACGAUGCGUGGACCGGCGAGUUCCCGCCUCGCGUGGCGGUGGCUGCGGCUGCGGGGCCGGAGUGCCGGAGCCCCGGGCGGGCAGGGCCGAGCACGGACUCCCGCCGCGGCUGGGAGCUGACAUUUUCUUCCCUGCUCCUCUUCCGCCUCGUCGCGAGCCGCGCGGGCCUUGUAUGGUGCUGAAUGUACGGCCGGCUCCUUGGCGGCUCCCGGCCCCGCGGGGCCCCGCUCCAUGCGGCCGAGGGGCGCGGGGGGCCGACACCUCGACCCCAGACCGAAAAGCCAGACGUGUUUUUUUCCCCCCUCCGCAGAUCUGUCCUUGUUUGGAGAGGGGGGGAGGGAGGAGGUAAGAACUUUUCGCACUUUCCAGUUGUAUUAAAGUCGUUGUUUUUCUAUUCAAUGUGAAUAUUUCUAGUCAGGCUUUUUCUAAAAAACAAAACAAAACAAAAAAACAAAAUCGAUGUCACGGGGAGUUUUUUUGUUUUUGUUUUUGGGGUUUUUUAGUACCAUUCAGUGCCUUUUCCUCAGCAAACCUCUCCUCGCGGGCUGUGUUGGUGUCCCAGCUCAGUCGUGUCACAAGAGCCUCUUUCUUUCUAGGUAACUCGUGGCUUUCCUCUCUCUCUCUCUCGAUGGCACUGUGCACUCGACCCGGUUAUUUACUGCAGAUGAAUUGUGAAUGUCUGUACGCUACCCGCUGUACCUUUCUUUUUUUAAUUUAUAAAUGUUUAGUUGAACAAGU
Molecule: messenger RNA, 4054 nt
Organism: Alligator mississippiensis (American alligator)
Lineage: Eukaryota; Metazoa; Chordata; Crocodylia; Alligatoridae
Gene: NKX3-2
Product: NK3 homeobox 2
Exons: 2
Coding region: 2221-3114 (297 amino acids)
Biological process (GO): cell differentiation; regulation of transcription by RNA polymerase II
Cellular component (GO): nucleus
Molecular function (GO): RNA polymerase II cis-regulatory region sequence-specific DNA binding; DNA-binding transcription factor activity, RNA polymerase II-specific
Source: RefSeq, a predicted model, not a curated record